GGCUUUGACACCCGCCUCACCCCUCGCCGCCGGUGCCCGCGCCGGCAGUACGGACACGCCAUCCCUCGCGGCGCAGCGCGCACAGGUUUCGACGAGGAGAAGAGGACCAGGAAACGCAGCCAGGAUAUAAUAAGCGAGUGGGAGAGAGGAGAGGGGCUUUGAUCGCGCGAGAGACCUUCCUACUACCAUUCAGACGGUAAUAAGCAGGAGGGAGGCGGCGCUGCGGACGGGAUGGGCGCCGGAGGGAAGGCCGGGAAGGCGCGGCGGGCGGCGCGGGUGAGCCUCUGGGUGGCGCGCGCCAGCACCACCGUGCUGCUCUGGACCUGCGUCGUGGUGCUGCUCGCGGCCGCCUUCGGGGAGCACCUGGCGCCCAGCGUGCUGGGCCUGGGCGGGGUCUGGUCCGGCUGCCUCGCGCAGACGCUCGUCAUCGUGCAGCGCCCGCUGCUGCUUCCGGCGGACCGCGAGAGGGUCGCCGCCACCGCCACCGCCACCGCGGUCGCGCUGCCGCUGCCGCCCAAGCGAAUCUACAAGAACAAUGGCUAUCUGAUGGUGUCCUGCAAUGGCGGUCUCAACCAGAUGCGCGCAGCUAUAUGCGAUAUGGUGACGGUUGCAAGAUACUUGAAUGUCACACUCAUCGUGCCGGAGUUGGAUAAAACUUCAUUCUGGGCUGAUCCUAGGUCAGCAUUUCUAUGUGCAGUCACUGCAAUUCUUAACAAUUCAGUGAAGGACUGCAUUUGCCUUAUCCUUUUCUGUUGCUUUGCCUAUAGCGAGUUCCGAGAUAUAUUUGAUGUGGACUACUUCAUAGCAUCAUUGAGAGAUGAGGUCCGGAUACUGAAAGAGCUGCCUCCACGGCUGAAAAAGAGAGUUGAACAGGGGUAUCUUCGCUCCAUGCCACCCGUCAGCUGGUCUGAUAUAUCCUAUUACAAUAAUCAGAUUUUACCAAUGAUAAAGAAGUACAAGGUCCUUCAUCUGAAUAAAACAGAUGCUCGGCUUGCAAAUAAUGGCCUACCCAUGGAGAUUCAGAAACUGAGGUGCCGUGUCAAUUUUGAUGCGCUGAGAUUUACCCCUGAAAUUGAAGAGCUGGGCAGGCGUGUGGUUCAAAUUCUUCGUCAGAAUGGACCCUUUGUGGUUCUCCACUUGCGGUAUGAGAUGGACAUGCUUGCCUUCUCCGGGUGUACACAUGGUUGCAGCAAUGAGGAGGCUGAGGAGCUCACAAGAAUGAGAUACGCUUACCCAUGGUGGAAAGAGAAAGUGAUCGACUCCAAUGCGAAGAGGAAAGACGGGCUCUGUCCAUUAACACCGGAGGAGAUUGCGAUGGUAUUAAAGGCACUCGACAUUGAUCGCAAUUAUCAAAUAUAUAUUGCUGCUGGUGAAAUAUAUGGUGGACAAAGAAGAAUGGCUGCACUGACCUCAGCUUAUCCCAAUGUGGUAAGAAAAGAGACGUUACUGCCUUCGGGACUCAGGUUUUUCCAGAACCAUUCUUCCCAGAUGGCAGCAUUGGAUUAUAUGGUGUCCUUGGAGAGUGAUGUGUUCAUCCCCACUUAUGAUGGCAACAUGGCAAAAGUUGUUGAAGGCCAUCGCAGAUACUUGGGAUUCAAGAAGACAGUGCUACUUGACCGGAAACUUGUAGUUGAACUCGUUGAUGAGUACAAAAACGGCACAUUGAGCUGGUCCGAUUUCUCCUCCUCUGUGAAGGCAUCACACACCAGCCGCAUGGGCGCGCCAUCCAGGAGGCAGGUGAUUCCUGACAAACCCAAGGAAGAGGACUACUUCUACGCGAAUCCUCAUGAGUGCUUGCACCAACCAGAUGAGCUAUCAGCUCUAUGAUACCCUCGGAUAUAUACACAUUCUUUCCGGAGCCGUGGGCCGGCUUGGAUUACAUUUCUUGAGUAGGCAUAAUUGGAGAUCUAGCUGCAAUUGCAUUGAUGGGGACAGGCACCUGAGAGAUUAAUAGUGCCAUUUGUUAGGUGAUAAUACACACAGAUAGGCAUGAUUUGCCAGCUUUUUGGUUGUCGAAAUAAACAGCGUGUGAUCUUGUGUUGUACAUAUGAUAGGAGUUAGAAGGGAAAAAAAAUACACGCACGAGUAGGGAUUUUCAGUUUCUGAAUUGAGCUUGCAUCUGAUGUGAUGUGAUGCAUAUACAUACAUUGUGAUGGUGAUGGUUAUAAGUUCUUGUAUUGUA
This is a messenger RNA of Hordeum vulgare subsp. vulgare (domesticated barley), 2182 nucleotides long. Its product is annotated as rhamnogalacturonan I rhamnosyltransferase 1-like. The transcript is spliced from 7 exons. The record is from RefSeq and is a predicted model, not a curated record. Gene Ontology annotation, cellular component: cytoplasm. Bases 232 to 1827 code for a protein of 531 amino acids. Lineage: Eukaryota; Viridiplantae; Streptophyta; Magnoliopsida; Poales; Poaceae.